AACUUGAGCCAAGCCGGAUCGAGUCAGCUGGUCUACGUCCUCCCUCAUCUUGAGGUCCGUGUCUGCGCUAUGGCAGCGAAGGACCCUGGGUUUGUCGCCGUCGGGGUCCGGACUCUGCCGUUUCGGCGACUUCUAACAUAAGUCUGAUGCCGCCUAGACAUUGUUCUGAGCGCCGCGUGUAGCAGCAGAAACUCCGCGAUGUCUUCUGAGCGUCCCCGCGUAGCCGAGUCUCGUCGAUAAUCUCCCGAACGAACGAAGAACAGUCAUGAGUGUCGUCCACCCAUCCACCGAGCGGCUCAUAAUGCGCGCCGGUGACCCCGAAGCCGGGCUUAUCAACUUGGCCGGCGCCCCUCCGUCGUGGGCCCGAAGCUUCACAUGGAGGAUCAGCCAAAGGAAAAGCCUGUGGAGGGAAUGGAACCGCCUGUCUCGGCUCCAGCGCUCCUUGCUACUGGUACUAGCUCUAGCCGUGCUGGUCCUGGUACUGGUGCGUGUCCAGCCAUGGGGCCUUCCUCCCAUCGAAGAACCAGCCGAGAUGCAGGAGGGAACGUCGGCUCCCGUGCAGCUUUUGCAAUCGCAGCAGGCUCCCGUCGAGCAGACUGCUUUGAGUACGCGGGAGCGCAGGGAUGCCGUGGUGGCGGCGUUCCGGCACGCCUGGCAGGGCUACCGCACCCAUGCCUGGGGCCACGACCAUCUGAAGCCGGUGUCAAGGAGCUACCACGACUGGUUUGGGCUCGGGCUCACCCUGGUGGACGCGCUGGACACCAUGUUUCUCAUGGGACUGGACUCUGAACUGGCAGCAGCUCGUGAGUGGGUUGCGCACAGUCUGAACCUGAACCAGCAGCGCGACGUGAACCUGUUUGAGACGACCAUCCGAGUGCUGGGGGCACUGCUCAGCAUGCACACACUCACCCAGGAUCAGCUUUACCUGGACAAAGCGAAGGACCUCGGAACCCGGCUCCUGCCUGGGUUCGGUUCCCGGUCAGGGGUGCCUUAUUCGGACGUCAACCUUGGAACGGGACGGGCUCACUCGCCAUCAUGGGCCCCGGACAGCACCGUUUCAGAAGUGUCCAGCCUCCAGCUGGAAUUCCGGACACUCAGCAGGCUCACUGGGGAAGACCAGUUUGAAAAAAAGGCAUUUGCAGUGUCGGAGCUGCUGCACCGGCUGCCGAAGCGGAGCGGCCUGGUGCCCAUGUUUGUGAACGCCGACAAUGGCCGCUUUAGCUCUGGCAGCACCCUGACCCUGGGGGCGAGGGCAGACAGCUAUUACGAGUACCUGCUUAAGCAGUGGCUGCAGACGGGCAUGACCAUCUCCUGGCUCAAGGAUGACUACCUGGAAGCUGUUGAAGGCAUCCGGAAGCACCUUGUGAGGUACUCCGAGCCCAACAAGCUUCUCUUUGUUGGCGAGCUUCUGCGUGGUCUCACUUUCUCCCCCAAGAUGGACCACCUGGUAUGCUACCUGCCGGGCACGCUGGCCCUGGGCCACAAGGAGGGCGGCAUGCCCAAAGAGCACUGGGACCUGGCCCUGGAGCUCAUGGACACCUGCCUGCGCAUGUACGCCAUCAACCCCACCUUCCUCAGCCCGGAGAUUGCUCACUUCAACCUGCAGCCCACAGGAGCCAAGGACAUACUCAUCAAGGGCAACGAUGCACACAACCUGCUCCGGCCGGAGACUCUGGAGAGCUUGUGGUACCUGUACUAUUUCACGCGCAACGAGACGUAUCGGGACUGGGGCUGGCGCAUCUUCCAGGGCUUUGAGCGGCAUUGUAAGGUGGAGGGCGGCGGCUACACGAGCAUCAGCAGCGUGCAGAACGCCAAGGCCACCAAGCCCCGGGACAUGAUGGAGAGCUUCUUCCUGGGCGAAACGCUCAAGUACCUCUUCCUGCUCUUCAGCGACGGCGACGACCUGGAACGCUACUCGCCGCACAAGUUUGUCUUCAACACCGAGGCGCAUUUGCUGCCCAUCUACAGCUCCUGAGAGCGCCUUGUGUGCGGACGCCGUGGACAGUGUGCAAUGGCCCUACCUCGGGCAUCCAGGAGGGACAGGCGCAACGAGACUUCAGUCACUUCGAUACAGUUUGUCGUUGACCCUCGGAACAUCCGAGACUUUGCGAAAUGAUCGCGUAAUGUCGCUGGUAUGCGAUGGCCUUUAUGGAAAGGAUGCGCUCUCAAGGACUCGAGCGUUCAUGUUAGUCAUUUUUUGUUCACAAUCGCUGUAAUACGCCGAAGAACUGUGGCAGUCUGGAGACAUUGCCGCAUCUUUGAGGAGUGCAACCUCAGGUGUUCCGAAAGUCUGCGACAGAUGGCGCUCGGAAGCCACGCCCAGGCUGCCUCCUCAUCGGGCUCAAGUUGUUGAUUUUUUUUUUCUUCCCGCUGUGGCGGUCCUCCAGGAAGUGCUUCUGGACCAACACCGCCGGUCGAUGCCGUCAAACUGCGUAUGGUGAUGCGAAAAAGAGCUUCGCGACAAGUUGCUCCGGUAGAAGCUCUCUCGAUGCUCAUUGUUGUUGUCGAUUCCCGGGAUAGCUGCUGAAAGACUGACUACUCGCGUUGUGCCGGCAACAAACGGAGGUUAGUCAUAGUGGGGGUUUGCCGUAAACACAAAGCAGAUUUUUAAGCCAACGUGUGUCUACAAACAGGACAACCUCCUCCCAUGAAGACCUCUGCACUCUUUCCACUUUAACUGAGCGAACGCCGAUGAGGAGACAAGCGGGAAGCGGGAAUCACAAAUAAUGGCGACCAUAGAGCUUUGUGGGAGGAGUUUGCCCUGCUUUUCUUAAUGUACAACAGGCUGUAGUCAGGCUUAACCGGGCUAACCAUGUGCGUGGACUGAUCUGCGUCAUUCCCUGGGACAUAUUUAUGAGCUCCAUAUAGUUGCCUUCCAGAGGUUGUGAAAAUGCGAAGCCUGACACGCACUCACAGGUCUAUUAACAGAAGUGAAGGUCGGAGGCUGCCUAAAGGGUAUCCUAGCUUGCGGUCCGGUUAAGUCUGUUUCUGACUUUAUUCUUCGUGGACAUUGAGCAAUAUCAGAAGCAAAAUCCCAGUUAGGGAAUGCGGUAUUUGUAAAUAAAUAUAAAUAACUAAAUAAUGAAGGCAGUCUCGGGAACUCGUUGGCGCACUUCGCCCGACCGACACUGUGCAUGUGGCAUAACGGCCCGAAAUGAAGCGUGUGCUUCGAUACUUGGGGACAGGGCAGAAGAUGGGAGUCCCAGCUUAUAGGAUUAAAUAAACAAACUGACGCAAUGGCAACUAAGCAUCCGUCUUUCUUCUAAACGCAAGUUCCGUGACGGGCCUCGCCCUCUUCAAUCGAGUCUUGCGAUGGUGGCAUCGCUUUUGUGAUAUUGUUGUCAUGGUGUCGUGAUAUCGUUCCUGUCGUCUUUUCUUCGAGCCAAAAUCGGUGUGUCGUAAUAAACUGCUGACAUUCCACGAACGUUAA
Molecule: messenger RNA, 3430 nt
Organism: Ixodes scapularis (black-legged tick)
Lineage: Eukaryota; Metazoa; Arthropoda; Arachnida; Ixodida; Ixodidae
Gene: alpha-Man-Ib
Product: endoplasmic reticulum mannosyl-oligosaccharide 1,2-alpha-mannosidase
Exons: 10
Coding region: 266-1975 (569 amino acids)
Biological process (GO): carbohydrate metabolic process; N-glycan processing
Cellular component (GO): endoplasmic reticulum; membrane
Molecular function (GO): mannosyl-oligosaccharide 1,2-alpha-mannosidase activity; calcium ion binding
Source: RefSeq, a predicted model, not a curated record